This is a messenger RNA of Melanotaenia boesemani (Boeseman's rainbowfish), 2715 nucleotides long. RefSeq names its product solute carrier organic anion transporter family, member 2A1 (gene slco2a1). Gene Ontology annotation, cellular component: membrane. Bases 240 to 2084 code for a protein of 614 amino acids. The transcript is spliced from 14 exons. The record is from RefSeq and is a predicted model, not a curated record. Gene Ontology annotation, biological process: prostaglandin transport; sodium-independent organic anion transport; transmembrane transport. Gene Ontology annotation, molecular function: prostaglandin transmembrane transporter activity; protein binding. Lineage: Eukaryota; Metazoa; Chordata; Actinopteri; Atheriniformes; Melanotaeniidae.
GCUGUCACAGGUGAGUGGCCGCGUGCGUGACUCAGUCUAGCGCGAGACUGUCUUGUACGAUUAGGACAUUUCAAAAACAUUUACGCGUGAAGUUGUGGGCUGAGUCCGGUUACAUCACCGGAGCCUUGAAAAGCCCCCUCACAUCACCGGUGGGGGAGAAGCAAAGACAUCAGUCUGACACAGACCUCAGCAGACUGCCUCUCACUCUGCACGCGCGAGAAACACGCAAACCUGCGGACAUGUUUAUCGCCAAAGACGCGAGGAAAGCGAGGACGCUGUGCUGCAACAUAAAGCUGUUCGUCCUCUGCCAUGGCCUCCUGCAGUUCUCCCAGCUUCUCUACAGCGCCUAUUUUAAGAGCACCAUCACCACAAUCGAGAGACGCUAUGGCCUCAGCAGCUACUCAUCAGGAACCAUCUCCUCUCUCAACGAGGUCAGCAACGGCCUCCUGAUCGUGUUUGUGAGCUACUUUGGGAAUCGAGUUCAUCGUCCUCGUGUCAUUGGAAUCAGUGGACUGCUGAUGGCUGUUAGUGCCGUCAUCCUCACCUUACCUCACUUCCUGUCCCAACCCUACGAAUACGACUCCGUUUUACACAAUCACCACGACAUUUGCGUCCAGCAGAGCAACUCGAGCAGCUCAGAGUCUUGUGGCCGUGAUGAGACCCUCCGCCUGGCCGACACCAACAACCUGUGGCUGCUCAUGGCCAGCGCUCAGCUGCUCUUCGGUGCGGCCUCCGUGCCCAUUCAGCCCUUUGGGAUUUCCUACGUAGACGACUUUGCUGGACAGAGAAACUCUCCUCUGUAUAUAGCCAUUGUGUUUGCCCUGUCUGUGUUUGGACCUGCCAUCGGCUACCUGCUGGGCUCCAUCAUGCUGCGGAUCUACGUGGACGUGGACAGACUGGGUUGGGGGGCAGAACAGGAGCUGCAACCAGGCGAUCCACGCUGGGUUGGGGCCUGGUGGAUGGGUCUUCUCAUUGCUACCGGCUGCCUUGUUAUUACGUCCAUCCCGUACUUCUUCUUCCCUCGCAGAAUGCCUCCAGAGGACAGCAUGAUGGACAAUGAGACUGACUCCAGUGAUGAUUUCAAGAAGCCAGACAUCUCCUUACUCGAUUUCAUUAAAAAGUUUGUCCAGCUGUUGCUGAACCCUCUGUUCCUGAUACUGGUUCUGGCCCAGUGCUGCUUCUCCUCGGUGAUAGCAGGUCUGUCCACCUUCCUCAACAAGUUUCUGGAGCGACAAUAUGGCUCUUCGGUUGCCUACAGCAGCAUGCUCGUAGGUGCUGUGAACCUGCCAGCCGUGGCAGUGGGGAUGCUGAUUGGUGGGAUCAUCAUGAAGAGGGCGGGGCUAUCUCAGAAGGCUAUCCCACGUUUCUCCGUGGUCAUGCUGACCAUUUCCACCCUCCUCUGCAUCCCCCUCUUCUUCAUGGGCUGUUCCACAAAGAAAGUCUCAGAGGUCAAUCACUACCAAGUUGGACAAUAUGGGUGUCACAUGAACUGCUCCUGCCCUGAAAAUGCCUAUAACCCGGUCUGUGGCUCUGAUGGUGUUGAGUAUGUUUCUCCUUGCCACGCAGGCUGCACCAACUUUACCAAAGACCCCAACAACACACACAGAGUUCAGGUGUAUACAAACUGCAGGUGUAUUCCAGGAAGUCAGAGCCAUGCCCAUCCAGCUCCUUGUGCAAACAGCUGCCCUCAUUUUCUCCUCCCAGUCAUCCUCAUCAUCUCUCUAGCGUCACUGAUCGCCUGCCUCACCCACAACCCCUUAUACAUGAUGGUGCUCAGAUGUAUUUCCUCUGAAGAAAAGUCAUUUGCUAUAGGAAUUCAGUUCUUACUCAUGAGAGUUUUAGCCUGGCUACCGGCCCCUGCUUUCUUCGGCAUGGCCAUUGAUUCAUCUUGUAUCUGGUGGAAACGGGCUUGUGGAAAACUGUAUAGCUGUGGUUACUAUGACAACAACCUCUUGAGGAGCAGGUACUUGGGUUUACAGGUGGGUUAUAAGAUCUUGGGUAUCAUCUUGCUGAUGCUGCUGGGGUGGAAGGUGCAGCGGACCCAAGAGUACAGUCUGGAAAAGAAGUGGAAAGGACCACUGUGAUCCUGCUCAUACCCCAAUUGAUUCAAGUCUCCUAUAGCUUUUCUGCGGUGUAAAACAUUUUGAAGAUGUGUAUUCUGAGCAAAGCUGAGUCACUGAGAAGAAUCCAUAAUCAAGACACGUCUACAAUAACCUGGAUUUCUGCAGGCGCAGUUCCCUGCUCAAUGCCAAGCUGGUUGGAGAGAGAAUAUCCUCCAGUACUGAACAUGUGAUGUUUGUAGAUACAGGUCUGACUCAUAAUUGGGAAUGACUGAAAAUAUGGAUUAUUAAAUGAAGACAGGACAGCUAACAUACUGUUUCUCAUGUGUAACACUGGUACCUCACAAUAUAUGAUUUGCAUCCAAGGAUGUGACUCCGACAGCCAAGAAUCUUUGUAUGCUGCAUGUUUGUAAAAGAUAGACAUUUAUUCAGGUUUCUGUUUGCUUCUGGAACACACUGUGUAACUAAUUAACUGUAUAGCUUCAUAUUUAAGUUAUUUUUUAUAGAUGUUUGUCUCAUAAAUGAGACAUCUGUGAUAACUACAAUACUCAACUCAUUCAAGAUCACGUGUAGUUCUUUUAUUAAUAUACUAAUGAAUUUUUAGAUUUCAAACACAUGUAUUGUUUAUUUUGAAAUUGAAUAAAAUUACCACUCA